AAAAUAAAAACGAAGUGAAAUCAAAAUAAACAAAAAUCUCAUCGCACUACCGUCUGUCUGUAUCAGCAAUUUUUGUUCCGCUUUGCAGUUAGAAAAUUACCUAAAUCCAAAGCGCAGAAAGGUCUCAGGCAGAAAGCAUUCAGAUAGUUUUAUAAAAUUUAGAACGAAGAAUUUAGCCGAACUUAUAGACACAAUGAAGAAAUCGGCUUCAAAACUGGUCAAAAAACGAAGCGACCGUCCAAAAGAAGAUGUCGUUAAGAAGGUCUAUAAAUACGAUACAUCCAACGAAUUACCUAUUUACGGAGUAAUCGUUCAAUGGGACGCAAAAAUCAAAUACACCAACAAGGCUUUAGCGGACAAAUUCGAAAGCAAACUGGCGAUCUUCCGGUCCCUUCUGGAUGAAACAAACAAAUCGACCAUGGCCGUAAAAUCCCUCAAACGCAAACCGAUUCCAUACCUUCGACGAAUUGGCCCUAGCAAGGCGGUGGUGAUGUUCGGCAACAUGGUAUCGGCCAAUGAUUUCGUGGACAUGCAGGAAGAGGACGACGAAUUCACCACUUUUAUUCCAAUGAGUUUCGUGUCCACAGUUGGGGUGGCACGUUUCAGCAAAUUUAACUUCAAGCUUACGGAUUUGCAGGAGUUUUUCCCCAAGGGCUACACGGUUCUGCAAUGGCGCAAGAAACGUCUGCCGGACGGCAAGAUACUGGUAUCGAUUGCCGUUCAGGGAUCCAAAAUACCGGAAUCCCUCAUCGUCAAAGGAGAAACGGUUCCGUUCGAGCUAUUCGAACGGAAACCGAUUUAUUGCAUCCGUUGCCUUCGGUAUGGCCACCGAACGAAUGAUUGCAUGCGGAAGCCACGUUGUGGCGUUUGCUUACCGCGCAAACCCUAUUCGAAACACCGGGAAAACCAAUGUGGCACAAUCCGACACAAUCCCGACAUCGAACGGUGCCUUUACUGUGGCCAAGGACACAGCAUCGGAACCGAGGGAUGCAUCGAACACGGCCAGCAGCGCGAGUUCAAGAUGAAACUGGUGCGCCACAAGAUGGACUAUUUGUCCGUGCUGGAGAGGGACACUCUGCCGGCGAUUCGCACGACGCCAGUCAAUUCGAACCGGAUUUGGAUGGACUAAGGUGGAUUUGACGGGAAUAAGGUGGUUUCUUGGACAGUUUCGAUGGAACUGUCCCUUGUCGAAUGACAGUGCAACCUGAAGUGAGAAGGAAUAAUUAAGUUCAAAUUAUUAUUUUAUAAUUAUCUUUAUUUAAGUGGAUUUCCGCACUGGACGGAGCUACAAUUUCCUAAAGUGGACUUCCAAUUUCCAAAGCCAACAUAUUUUAGCUUAUAAAAAUAACAUACAACUUGAUUUUUUUUGCGUAAUAAUGUUACUUCAAUAAAACAUAUAAAAUAAUA
Aedes aegypti (yellow fever mosquito) is the source of this 1407-nucleotide messenger RNA. RefSeq lists its product as uncharacterized. The record is from RefSeq and is a predicted model, not a curated record. The transcript is spliced from 3 exons. Lineage: Eukaryota; Metazoa; Arthropoda; Insecta; Diptera; Culicidae. The coding region runs from base 194 to 1129 and encodes 311 amino acids.